ACCCCAAGCGGAACGUCCAUCGGUGACGAUGGACUUCCCGGGUUUGAUGUAAAAUUUUCGAAUCGAAUGGUCGAGCGGCUGCAUCGACCACGUUAUCGAGUUUGAAUUUCUGUGUUCUUCAGUGUGAUCUUUCAACUUUGAUAUUUUGUGCGUUGCAAAAUCAAUCAAGAUAAUUAUCGAGAUUAGCAAUUAAGUACUGAUAAAGUGUGUUUACGGCUCGAGGAAGAGUCAUGACAGUCAGAAAGCUUGCUUAAGUGGUGGAUUACUAUAACUACAAAAUGUUGAACAGCGAGGAGGAAUUCGAAUCUCAGACGCAAUCGAGGAUGACGAAAGCGGAACUGAGAAGGAGCAACAAACCGAUUAUGGAAAAACGACGGCGUGCUCGAAUUAAUCAAUAUCUCGACGAACUGAAGAGUUUUAUACUCGUUAACGAAAAAGACCCAACGAGGCAUUCGAAGCUCGAGAAGGCCGAUAUCCUGGAAAUGACGGUAAAGCAUAUACAAACGAUGCAACGGCAGCAUUUGAGCACGGCCGUCUCCAACGAUCCGGUGGUGUUAACGAAAUUCCGUUCCGGAUUUUCCGAAUGUGCCACCGAAGUAUCGCGAUACGUCAGCCGUCUCGAGAACGUCGAUCCCGCUGUAAAGCAACGAUUGGUAUCACACUUGAACAACUGCGUGAGCCAUCUUCAGCAAAUGACUCCAUUCUACAGUCACUACGUACCCUACAUGCCGGAGCGCCUCUAUCCAGAGGUAAAGGUCGGCUUUCAGAGCGAUUUCCAGAAUGGGGAUGAGAAUAACAAUGGUAGCGCAAGAAUACAGAUACCGAACGGAGUGCAAUUGAUCCCGAGUCGAUUGCCGAAUGGCGAGUUAGCAUUCUUGGUGCCGCAAUCCGCCGGCAUCUCGGCCAAUUUCCCUUUCUUUCCACCGGUUACGGAUUCAUCUACGAAAACCGGUCAAUCAAACUCGGCUUUCACCGCGGUUCACAGAUCGCACAGCCCAUUGCUGAGUCCGUCGACAUCUACGUCCAGCUACGGCGACGAGGGCCAUCAUUCGGAACAUCCACAGGCGUCGUCGCCUAAUCAUAAUCAGCCGCCACGUCGAUUCAAGUUACCGGAGCAAAGUCCUGCGUCCUCUUCAAAGAGCUUCUCGUCCUCCCCAGAGACCCAAAAGCCGCAAAUUAGCUCAACUAGCGACCGAAAGUCACCGACGACAACAUUCUUGGAACCUAGGGUUGUGGACGAUAAGAUUGCAAUGAGAAAAGAUGUAACGGAAGAUUUGGAGAGCGUUAAUCAUAAUAUAAACAGCUUCGCAGUACAUAGUCUGCGACAACCUCUUUCCGUAAUUACAGAUAAAACUUACAAUCGCGCUUCGAAUGGCUCGCUGUCCAAGAAAGACGAUCUCAAGAGACGUCAUUCCGACGGGCUUUUGGCGAUCUCGGAUAAGAGACCGAGAUAUCAGGAACCCACUAGUUCGAUCUCCUCGAUGAAUAAUGACGCGCAUAAGAGCACAAAUGAGCAGUCCGUUGCGAUUUUGGCUGAAGAUUUGCCGCGAAAUCAGAAUUGCCAGACUCCACGAAAUCAGAAUUACCAGGUUCCACGAAAUUCUAAUUCAAAUUCCGAUAAAUUCGCAAUGAGUCCGGCAGAUCCGUUCGGUCCUAAUGGCGAUAUGUGGAGACCUUGGUGAUUAUUAUUGCUGAAAAUAAAGGAUUAAAAGUAUUUUUAAAUUAAACGAGAUUGAAAUUUAAAAAUAUUUAAUACAAGGAAGCAAAUUAAGUAGACUUUUUUAUCUUGACUCCUAAAUUUUUCAAGUCUUGAAGCACACAUUGAUUAAGAAUGUCAUAGAUUGUAACAUAUUUUCUCACACAUUUGUUAACGAUUUACGAAUAACGAUAAAUCACGAAUAAUUAGUGGCAGGAUUGUUGCGUGAUAUUGUAUUAUGUAUUUAUUAUUAGAUCUAUAUUUUAUAAAUAAAGAUUAGUUCAGUUAUGUUAAGAAUUAGUUGAAGGAUAAAUAAGGUCAUUACCGAUAAUAAUGCGGUUUUGUGCCAAAGCGUGAAACUAAUUAUAGUUUUUUUUGAACAAGAUUUCUAAUGCAUUUGAUGCAUUGUUAUUUUGUAUCCUCGCCAUUUCAUAAAGACUCGUAAGCUUUAAAUAGGUUAAACAAGACUUCUUAUUAAGAGUAUCACAAAGCGUAAUAUGUGAAUAGAGCCCUGUAAAUAGAUUUAUUUUUAUUUAAUUAAUUGAACUCUGUAUUUUGAUUAUAAAUUAUAUUUUUAUCACACACAUAAAAAUCAAACAAGUUAUUAUAUAAAUGAUUAUUUCUAAUAAUCAACGAUGGUCAGUAUUGUCAAUUAACACGUUCAUUGCCAGGCGGAUUUUGAUUAAACCUGUAAAAAAUAAGCUAAAGAUAUAUAAAAUUAUUGUAAUUUUUUACAAACAUAUUUUUGUUAUUGAAUCAAUUGUUAAUCCACAAUGUUUAACUCUCUAAAUAGUGUUACAUUUUAUUCGUAUAUUAAUGCGAUGUGUCAGUAUAGCGACAUCAUCGAUGACCGUCAUGGCAUUCAACGUGUUAAACUAGUAUGUAUAUAUUACGAGUUUGUGAUAGAAAAUACAUAACAUUGAAAUAUAAAAUCUUUGCGAAAGACGCAGUGUGUGUUUGUUACUUAUUUUUGAUUGAUUUUACAUGUAUAUCCAUCGACAAAAGAAAAAAUAAAUUUGCGGA
Cataglyphis hispanica is the source of this 2719-nucleotide messenger RNA. RefSeq names its product protein hairy-like (gene dpn). Gene Ontology annotation, molecular function: DNA-binding transcription factor activity, RNA polymerase II-specific; protein dimerization activity; RNA polymerase II cis-regulatory region sequence-specific DNA binding. Gene Ontology annotation, cellular component: nucleus. The record is from RefSeq and is a predicted model, not a curated record. The transcript is spliced from 3 exons. Bases 279 to 1682 code for a protein of 467 amino acids. Lineage: Eukaryota; Metazoa; Arthropoda; Insecta; Hymenoptera; Formicidae. Gene Ontology annotation, biological process: anterior/posterior pattern specification; regulation of neurogenesis; regulation of transcription by RNA polymerase II.